AUGGCAUUUGAAGCAGAAAUAGGUGUUAAUAAGCACAAGCUUAUGUGGUCUAAAUCGAUUGCAUCACUAGCGAGUAUAGCAGAAACAAUCACUUUUAGUAUUACAAAGGAUUCUUUAUCAUUAUCAACCAACAAUCUUACCAAGACCACACAUGCUGAGAUUAUCUUCAAGAAAUCAUUUUUCAGCACAUAUUCUGUUGAUUUUAAAAAUAUACUUCCAGAAGGGUUUAAUGAAGGAAGGGUGGAUUCAGAACUGACAUAUUCAUUUCUUGUGAAUUCACGUCAUUUAACUACCGUGUUUAAAGGUUUGGAUUCAAACAGCAUGAAGUACGCGUGUAUUAGAAUUAACUGGUCACAAGAAGCACCAAUAAAUCUGAGAUACAAAUUAUUCAUUGAAAUGAAGACCAAGAAACUUAUUGUCAAAAAAUUCCAAACGAGUUAUGUUCCAGCGACAAAACACAAUAUUAGAGUUGCAAGUGUUUACAAGGAUGCGUUGUAUGCACAAAAGGAGGACAAUUUUGAUGAACCAAAUAGAAUCAACCAUAUUAUGAUCGAUCAAGUUAUACCUAAACAAUUUCUAGAAAUGGUACCAGCAUCUGCAGAAGAUUUCAAAAUAGAGAUUAAGUCUGAUAGAGUACUGUUUUCUGGGUACACCAAACAAAUCAUAAAAGACAGAGACUAUUUGAAGCAACCAAUGGCAGUAACAGUCACAAUAAGUCUUGAGGAAUUGACUGACACCAAUCUUCUUCUGUUGAAUCCAAAUGAUAAACCAAUUAGUAAGAUGAUCAAUUUUGGUAUGCGUGAUUUCAAAAACUUUUUGAAUCUAGUUAGUUUUUUCAAUUCUUCAACUUCGUAUUCCGAACAGCUUGAUGAGGAUUUCAUCACUGUUGCCAACAAUGAUUACUUUCAUAUGUUUUUCAGGAAUCCAGGUGAUCCUAUCUUGUUUGACUUGCAAAACAACCAACACAUGGAGGUACAAUACAUCCAGAUCACCUCAGAAGAUAAAACCGAGAUGAAUGCCAAGGAAAUUAACGCUGAUACAUUAAAGAAGGAUUUACUAAUAGAAGGCUCCGUGCCACAGAAGGUGGACAACGACUCGGUGGACCAAUCUAGGACACCAAGCUUGAUAAAACCUAUUGGAAGUACUACAUUUGGAAAGCCGACAAUUGCUAGAAUUCCCACUACUUCAGAGAGCGGUAUAUCCCAGAAUGAUCCAUCACAAUCAUAUGCUGUAGGUAUAACCUACGAACAAGAGUCAGAGGAAAGACAGAUCCCCGCAGGAGUAACCAAGACGGGUGACGAAACAGAUUACAGUGAUGAAACAGAGGAGGACGAAGAUGAAGGGCCACCAAGAAAAAGAAUGCUAAUAUCAGAUGAAUUAGGACCGACACAGUUGACAAAUAAAGCAAAGUCCAUCUUUUAA
Messenger RNA from Candida tropicalis MYA-3404, 1422 nucleotides. It is a transcript of the gene DDC1, whose product is annotated as Ddc1p. Lineage: Eukaryota; Fungi; Ascomycota; Pichiomycetes; Serinales; Debaryomycetaceae. The coding region runs from base 1 to 1422 and encodes 473 amino acids. The transcript has a single exon. Gene Ontology annotation, biological process: cellular response to ionizing radiation; mitotic intra-S DNA damage checkpoint signaling; DNA repair. Gene Ontology annotation, cellular component: checkpoint clamp complex. The record is from RefSeq and is a predicted model, not a curated record.